GCCGCGGCCCACUCCUUCCCCCCCUCUCGGGAGCCGCGCGCUUUAGGCAGGGCAGGCGCAAACUGGCGUGAGGUGAAAACAGGAUAGCUGCGAGCCCGAAUUUCAAAUUACGUAACGGCCGAGGUAGCCAUUACUGGGCCAGUCGUGUGCGCUCGCACCCGGGGCCGCCCGCACCAUGAAGAAUAUGAGGGAAAAGGAACAGUUUCGCAAACUGUUCAUUGGUGGCUUAAGCUUUGAAACAACAGAAGAAAGUCUGAGAAACUACUACGAACAAUGGGGAAAGCUUACAGACUGUGUGGUGAUGAGAGAUCCGGCCAGCAAACGAUCAAGGGGAUUUGGUUUUGUAACAUUCUCCUCAAUGGCUGAAGUUGAUGCAGCAAUGGCUGCCAGGCCUCAUACAAUUGAUGGAAGGGUGGUUGAACCUAAGCGAGCAGUGGCCAGAGAGGAAUCUGGAAAACCUGGUGCCCAUGUUACUGUGAAAAAACUUUUUGUUGGUGGAAUUAAGGAAGAUACUGAGGAACACCACCUUAGAGACUACUUUGAGGAGUAUGGAAAAAUUGACACUAUUGAAAUAAUAACUGACAGGCAGUCUGGUAAAAAGAGAGGCUUUGGCUUUGUUACAUUUGAUGACCAUGAUCCAGUGGAUAAAAUAGUUUUGCAGAAAUACCACACCAUCAAUGGUCACAACGCAGAAGUAAGAAAAGCUUUAUCUAGACAAGAAAUGCAAGAAGUUCAAAAUUCUAGGAGUGGGAGAGGAGGUAACUUUGGCUUUGGUGAUGCACGUGGAGGUGGUGGUAACUUCGGUCCAGGACCAGGAAGCAACUUCAGAGGGGGAGCUGGUAAGCCAGAUGGAUAUGGAAGCGGCCGUGGAUUUGGUGAUGGAUACAAUGGAUAUGGUGGGGGACCAGGAGGUGGCAAUUUUGGAGGUAGUCCUGGUUAUGGAGGAGGAAGAGGAGGGUAUGGCGGAGGAGGACCUGGAUAUGGCAAUCAGGGUGGGGGCUAUGGAGGCGGUUAUGACAACUAUGGAGGAGGCAAUUACGGAAGUGGAAACUACAAUGAUUUUGGAAACUAUAACCAACAGCCCUCAAACUAUGGUCCAAUGAAGAGUGGAAAUUUUGGUGGUAGCAGGAACAUGGGGGGACCAUAUGGUGGAGGAAAUUAUGGUCCAGGAGGAAGUGGGGGAAGUGGUGGAUAUGGAGGGAGGAGCCGCUAUUGAGCUUUUGCAAAUUUGGGCUUCACUGUAUAAAUAGGAGAGGAUGAGAGCCCAGAGGUAACAGAACAGCUUCAGGUUAUCGAAAUAACAAUGUUAAGGAAACACUUAUCUCAGUCAUGCAUAAAUAUGCAGUGAUAUGGCAGAAGACACCAGAGCAGAUGCAGAGAGCCAUUUUGUGAAUGGAUUGGAUUAUUUAAUAACAUUACCUUACUGUGGAGGAAGGAUUGUAAAAAUGCCUUUGAGACAGUUUCUUAGCUUUUUAAUUGUUGUUUCUUUCUAGUGGUCUUUGUAAGAGUGUAGAAGCAUUCCUUUGAUAAUGUUAAAUUUGUAAGUUUCAGGUGACAUGUGAAACCUUUUUUAAGAUUUUUCUCAAAGUUUUGAAAAGCUAUUAGCCAGGAUCAUGGUGUAAUAAGACAUAACGUUUUCCUUUUAAAAAUUUAAGUGCGUGUGUAGAGUUAAGAAGCUGUUGUACAUUUAUGAUUUAAUAAAAUAAUUCUAAAGGAAAUAUUGUGUAAUUAUAGAUUUUUUUUUUAAUAUUGUAAAAUAAGGCAAGGAGUGGGUAGUAUAAGGUCCCACCAAUAAUACAAAUUAUUGUUGUAUAUGUAAAAUUAAAUGCUGGUCAGAAAAAAAGUAUGUUGUCUGUAAAUUAUCAGGUUUAAAAUAUCUAGAUAACUUAAGGGAUAUCUCUGCAAGGAGAAACACCUUUUUAGAUCUUUUAGAUGCUGCUUCUUCAAUGGCAAGGAAAGGAAAUAUCCCCAGCGAGGUACUCUUCCAGGGACACAGGUCUAGUACAAGAGAACUCUUGAAAACGUCACUAAAUUCAGCCAGUCUUAAAAAGCUGCGCUGUAUUUCUGCCAAGCUUUAACUACAGUAGUUUUAUAAGGAUGCCAACGAAGGCUGAGGGUGUAGAGCAAAAUAGUUCUAAGCUUCAGUUAAACUUCUUUAGCUUUGAUAUGAACCAUGGACAAGCAUAGACUGCUGCUACUGUACACUGCUACAGUUGAACAAAAGAGACUCGCAAGUGUCCAUUAGUAAAGCUUUGCAAGGGUUCCACCCCUGGUGUUGGUAGUUUAAAAUGGAAGGUGCCAUGCUGCAGGUAACUAAUGAAGAAUUGGUCAACCACAGAAUCGCUUCAAGAAAUAAGAAAUUGUUUCAUCAGAAAAUAGUUACUUUAUGCUGGCUUCACUAAAAAUAGAGGUUAAAUGAAUCUUGAUUAAAAUAUCUCAAUAGAGCUUCCUGUAAAGCUGGGUGCUUAAAAAUUAUAGUAAU
Gavialis gangeticus (Gharial) is the source of this 2482-nucleotide messenger RNA. RefSeq names its product heterogeneous nuclear ribonucleoprotein A2/B1 (gene HNRNPA2B1). Lineage: Eukaryota; Metazoa; Chordata; Crocodylia; Gavialidae. The record is from RefSeq and is a predicted model, not a curated record. The coding region runs from base 176 to 1216 and encodes 346 amino acids. The transcript is spliced from 13 exons. Gene Ontology annotation, molecular function: RNA binding.